This is a messenger RNA of Fusarium graminearum PH-1, 1560 nucleotides long. RefSeq lists its product as uncharacterized. The record is from RefSeq and is a predicted model, not a curated record. Gene Ontology annotation, molecular function: transmembrane transporter activity. Gene Ontology annotation, biological process: transmembrane transport. Bases 1 to 1560 code for a protein of 519 amino acids. NCBI's taxonomy places the organism in Eukaryota, Fungi, Ascomycota, Sordariomycetes, Hypocreales, Nectriaceae. The transcript has 5 exons.
AUGGAGCCGACACGAGACGAGCUGGAAUAUCUCUUCAAAGGAACAGUUAGAGACGUAGGGAGGAAGACCAACCAGUCAUUACGCGAAAACCAGAGUGAUAUGAUGGCGCUCAAAGAAGUCAACGACACAGAUAAGGAACGCAUCGAUCUCGAGGAUUCUACCAGACAGCAGACGGGGGACAAUACGAAGACGACGGUUCCAUCCAUCAAUCUAAUCUACUUUGCCCAAGUGGCCAAUGUCGUUGGCUCAGGAGCUUUAACACGGGAUAUUGCAGCCACGGUAGGCGACUCCUCCGAUUCAGUUUGGUACACGCAGACCCUCGCAAUCUUCACAGCCAUACUUGGCAUUCCCGUCAGCCAAGCUGCCGACCUCUGGGGCCGCAAGAUAUUUCUCGUCAUAUUGACCACCUGUGGUUUUAUCGGUUCUCUCAUCAUAGCCGGUGCCAAUUCCCCAUGUUUAACUAUCACUGGUUUUGCCGUGACAGGUGUAUCUUACGGUGCUCAGCCUCUGCUCCAUGCAAUUGUGUCAGAGGUCUUUGCGAGAAAAUAUCGUCCUUGGGCACAGUCUAGCGUAAAUGUUGCUGCGUCGUUGGGAGCGAUCAUGGGGUUCUUCCAUGAGAAGUUGCGUCGCUUGGAUUGGCUUGGAUAUGGCUUCUUGAUACCUGCCCUUGUCCUCUUUUGCAUGUCCCUCACAUGGAUUCAGAAUCCGUACUCUUGGACUGACGCGCAUGUCUCGGUUACAUUUACAACCAGCUUGUGCUUUACUGUCGGAUUAGUUGCCUACGAAACGAUGGUGAAGAGAGAUGUUAGUAUGUUCUUCUCACAAGACAGCCUGAUAACUGGCGCACAUUACUCCGUUGCCUUUGCGGCUCUUGGCAUAUCCGCCAUUCUCUCUGGUCUCUGGUGCUCAAAGACGAAAGCUGUGCGCAUACCUACCAUCGCCGCCUUUUCUUCUUUUGUGGUCUUCAAUAUCUUGAUGGCAACCAUGUCUAAAGAAACAACCAGCAGUCAGAUAUGGACCUUUCCCAUCUUUCUAGGGCUUGGAUUGGGUAUAUGUCUGCCAUCACUCGUCACAGCAGCCCAUUUCGCAACCCCCCAAGAAUUGGUCGCCAUCACUUCGGGUCUCAUGAUCUCUUUGAGAAGUUUGGGAGGUUCCGUUGGUCUUGCUGUUUACAGUGCCGUCUUUCAUCACGGGUUCUCAUCUAGCCUGGGCCCUCAAAUUGCUGGCGCAGUUUUGCCACUCGGAUUCCCAAACAAAGAACUGCCUCAACUUAUCUCUGCAUUCGUCAGUAACAACGAAACGGCGAUAAAACUAAUCGAUGGAAUUUCACCUGAAAUUAUAGAAGCUGGUCAUGAAGGUCUUCUCGAAGCAUACAGGGUUGGCUUUCGAGGUGUCUGGGUAACUACAGCUUCUAUAUCAUUUGUUGCAAUCAUUGCCGCAUCAUUCCUCCGCAAUCCAACAGAUAACUUUACCGCAGAAGUUGAUGCACCCAUUGUUAUAGUUACUGAGGCUCAGGAAGAGAUGCAAGGGUCAACAGUCACUCUAGCCAGAAUGUCAUAA